AUGAGGUUGAAUGAGCAUACAGGCAUGUACCGCGUCCCGCUUACAUGCAAAGUAGCUAUCGUGACGCCGAGGGUGACUCUCGUCCCUUACGAGGCGAGACAUGUGGAGCGAUAUCAUGAGUGGAUGAGUGAUCCGGAUAUCCAAGAAGCCACGGCGUCAGAGCCGCUCACGUUGGAAGAGGAGUACGAGAAUCAGCAGUCGUGGCGCACAUCUCACGACAAGCUCACAUUUAUCAUCUGCCAGCCUCUCGAGUCAUCGACGGCGACCACCGAUGCCGUGCGGGCAGGUGAGGUUGAUGCUUCGGAGCGGAUGAUAGGGGACAUCAACUUCUUCAUCUACCCCUACGACGACGAUGACGACGACGCAGAAGGUCAAGUUGCGGCAAACGAGGGCUCGUACGUCGGCGAGGUGGACGUCAUGGUGGCAUCCAAGGAGCACCGCGGCAAGGGCAUCGGUCACGCUGCGGUGACGACGCUGUUAACGUACGUUCAUCGGAACAAGGCGCGGAUCCUCGAGGAGUAUGUCCGGGAGGAGAGCAAGGGGGACAAGAAGGCACCGGUGCAGCUCAAGGGCCUGAUGGUGAAGAUUAAGGAGGGCAAUGCUGCGAGUAUCGCGCUGUUUCGGCGGCUGGGGUUCGUACAGAAGGGGGAGGUGAACUAUUUUGGCGAGAUUCAGAUGAUUCUUGGGGACUUGGAUGAGUUUUUGGCUUCUGAUGCUGGUGUGAAGGCUGCGGAUGAGUAUCGUGAGGUCGUGUAUUCUAGAUAG
Molecule: messenger RNA, 765 nt
Organism: Colletotrichum godetiae
Lineage: Eukaryota; Fungi; Ascomycota; Sordariomycetes; Glomerellales; Glomerellaceae
Product: N-acetyltransferase
Exons: 3
Coding region: 1-765 (254 amino acids)
Molecular function (GO): N-acetyltransferase activity
Source: RefSeq, a predicted model, not a curated record